AUGAAAGAUGCUGUUGUGCCGAAACCAGUCAACUUUAUUUUUGAUCCAAAUUCACCGAUUUAUAGGAAGGGUGAUGAAAAUCAAGCUGGAGAGAUGGGUAGACCAGUCAUUGUUAACGUCUCUAAAUUAUCUCCAGCGGAAAAAGCCAGAUACGAUGAAGGAUUUGUUAAAAAUGCCUUUAAUCAAUAUGCUUCAGAUAUGAUUUCAAUACAUCGUCAGCUUCCAAGUUAUAUCGACGAGGAAUGUAGAAUGGAAAAAUAUAAUGAAAAUCUUCCAAAUACUUCAGUUGUGAUUUGUUUUCAUAAUGAGGCUUGGUCGGUUUUAUUAAGGACCGUCCAUAGUGUUUUGGAACGUACUCCGGAUCAUCUUUUAGCUGAAAUUAUUCUUAUAGAUGAUUUCUCGGAUAUGCCACAUUUAAAAGAACCUCUUGAUAAAUACAUGCAACAAUUCAAGAAAGUACGAAUAGUUCGUAUGAACCAACGUGGUGGUUUGAUUCGCGCACGUUUAAAAGGAGCUGCCGUUUCAUCUGGAUCAGUAAUUACAUUUUUAGAUUCUCAUUGCGAAUGCUUAGAAGGAUGGAUCCAACCGCUAUUGGAUCGUAUUAAACGUAACCCAGUAAAUGUAGUCUGUCCAGUGAUUGAUGUGAUCGAUGACAAAACUUUUGAAUUUUAUUAUUCAAAGGCUCAUGGUACAAAUGUUGGUGGAUUUGAUUGGAAUUUGCAAUUCAACUGGCAUGCAAUACCUUUAAGAGAUCGUAAAAAUCGAAGAGAUAUUGAUCCCGUAAGAUCGCCAACGAUGGCUGGCGGCCUUUUUUCAAUUGACCGAGCAUUUUUUGAAAAACUUGGUACGUAUGAUCCCGAAUUUGACAUUUGGGGCGGUGAAAAUCUGGAAAUCUCUUUUAAGAUUUGGAUGUGUGGUGGCACUUUAGAAAUCGUUCCGUGCAGCCAUGUUGGGCAUAUUUUCCGAAAAAGAUCGCCAUAUAAGUGGAGAACAGGAGUGAAUGUUUUAAAAAGAAAUUCAGUUCGAUUGGCAGAGGUUUGGCUUGAUGAUUACAAAAAAUAUUAUUAUGAAAGGAUCAACUAUCAGCUUGGCGAUUAUGGCGAUGUUUCGGAACGUAAAAAAUUGCGCAAUAAAUUGCAGUGCAAAUCGUUCAAAUGGUAUUUGGAUAAUAUAUAUCCAGAGUUAUUUAUUCCUGGAGAUUCGAUCGCCAAGGGAGAGGUACGAAAUCUUGGUAUGCCGCUUAAUUCAGAUGUAAGGCAGUGUUUGGAUAGUCCUGCUGGUGAAGAUCUUCGCAAGGCGAUAACUCCUUAUCCUUGUCAUGGACAAGGAGGGAAUCAGGUUCGUAAUCGUGGAGGUGGCUCUAAGAAUUGUUUGGACUGGGCAUCUCGCAGUCAGAAGAAAACUAAAAUUGGUCUCUACUGGUGUCAUAAUCAAGGGGGAAAUCAGUAUUGGAUGUUAAGUAAGGAUGGUGAAAUUCGUAGAGACGAGUCAUGCGUUGAUUAUGCUGGAAGUGAUGUAAUGAUUUUUCCUUGUCAUGGCCUGAAAGGCAAUCAAGAAUGGAAGUACGACAAUUCGUUGCAUCAGUUACUUCACGUUGUUUCGAACAGAUGUUUGGAGAUGAGUCGUGAUGGUGCAUUAUUAUUAAUGAAAUCUUGCGAUCCCGAUAAUCUCUAUCAACAAUGGGUUUUUAAAGAAUAUUUCGAGGAUAAAGCUAGAGAAUUUGGAAUGCUUUAA
Molecule: messenger RNA, 1734 nt
Organism: Dracunculus medinensis (Guinea worm)
Lineage: Eukaryota; Metazoa; Nematoda; Chromadorea; Rhabditida; Dracunculidae
Source: the annotation of a GenBank genome assembly